Messenger RNA from Thermochaetoides thermophila DSM 1495, 1338 nucleotides. Its product is annotated as monooxygenase-like protein. The record is from RefSeq and is a predicted model, not a curated record. Gene Ontology annotation, molecular function: heme binding; oxidoreductase activity, acting on paired donors, with incorporation or reduction of molecular oxygen; monooxygenase activity. NCBI's taxonomy places the organism in Eukaryota, Fungi, Ascomycota, Sordariomycetes, Sordariales, Chaetomiaceae. The coding region runs from base 1 to 1338 and encodes 445 amino acids. The transcript is spliced from 3 exons.
AUGCCCGCAACACCAGCUCACCGCAAGACUGACUCUUCAAAAUCUAGAUUAGGAAGACAGACGCUCAAGUCAAAAUCAGAUCUUAUCCAUCAGAUGCUUGAAGUUCUCGGACGUCCUGUAGUGCUGGCAUUGCUCUCAGCACUCCUUGGCUUCCUCGUCCAUCAACUGCUUUCAGGACCUCCAACGGCCAAGCUCAAGCUGCCCAUUGUCGGCGCCAAAAAGGGAGACUGGUUUCCGUUUCUGCAGGCUCAAUGGAGAAAUACGCUCAACACCAAAUAUGCGCUGCUGCUGGCGGACACCAAAUACAGAGACCAACCGGUGCUGUUUCCCACCUUCGGGGCGUCUAACCUUGUUCUUCUCCCCAGGUCUCAUGCCCAGUUCAUUGUCGAUCAGCCAGACUCCAUUCUUGACAUUAAAAUUCAAACCGACGAAAGUAUCCAGACCAAGCAUACCAUCGUUACGCCGUCGCUGGUACACGAUCCAGCCAACGUCAAGCUUAUCUCAGUCACCUUGACGAGUCAGAUCGGCAACCUUGUCUCUGAUCUAGCUGAUGAGAUUUAUGAGAGUUCAGGCACCACUGGGGCUAUCCAAGAGAGUACAGCGAAUUUUGAGCUCUUGGAGAUAGCCAUGGCCUACGCCAGAGCUGUGCCUUCGGCAGCCCUGAUCCUUCAUUUUUUGUGGCGACCGUUGCGUCCGUUGGUUGCCCCGCUGAUAACACUGCCGAUACGCUUGUACACUCGAAGAUUCGUCAAACUCCUGUUGCCCGAGGUCGAGAAGCGCUUAGUUGAGUAUGAUUCUCGGAGAAGCAGUGGCAGAGACAACCAUGAAAGAGAACCAAACGACUUUCUUCAAUGGUGUAUCCAGCAUGCCAAGGCUACUGGAAGCCCAAAGGAAUGGAAGGCAAGCCUGCUGGCAGAGAAGGUUCUAUUGUUGAACUUUUCGGCCAUCCAUACCUCCUCCUUGACCAUCACCAGUGCCAUUUUGGAGCUGGCAGCCUCCGAGCAGAAGUACAUCGACGAUCUGCGGAUCGAAAUCGAAAAAGUCCUGGCUGAACACGGUGAAGAACGCAGCGAUGAGAGCGCUGAGUACGUCAAGCGGGCCGCCAGGGCAUUUGUGACCACAAGCAUCGAGUAUAUCGCAUUUGGUCAUGGCCGACAUGCUUGUCCUGGUCGAUUCUUUGCUGCUUAUGAGCUGAAGCUGACCCUUGCUCACAUCUUGCUCAACUAUGACAUUGAGAUCCGUGGUGAUCGGCCGAAAAAUUCGUGGUAUGGCCUGAACCGGGUGCAAUCUGUCAAGGCGACGAUUCGCAUAAAAAAGGGAGGUUUGAGCCAUGGUUGA